This is a messenger RNA of Magnolia sinica, 3364 nucleotides long. Its product is annotated as disease resistance protein RGA2-like. The transcript has a single exon. NCBI's taxonomy places the organism in Eukaryota, Viridiplantae, Streptophyta, Magnoliopsida, Magnoliales, Magnoliaceae. Bases 265 to 3309 code for a protein of 1014 amino acids. Gene Ontology annotation, molecular function: ADP binding. Gene Ontology annotation, biological process: defense response to other organism. The record is from RefSeq and is a predicted model, not a curated record.
CUCUCUCUCAGUUCCACAUCUUCAAACUCCUUCCCAUUUCCCAUUUCUAAACCAAUUUGAAUUCAAAUUCCCCCCUUCUCUCUCUGUUCCAUAUCUUCAAACUCCUUCCCAUUUCCUAUUUCUAAACCAAUUUUAUUUCAAAUUCCUCCCUUCUCUCUCUGUUCCAUAUCUUCAAACUCCUUCCCAUUUCCCAUUUCUAAACCAAUUUGAAUUCAAAUUCCUUCCUUCUUCCCAUCUACAUACCAAAACAAGGAGAAAGAAAACAUGGUCGAUUCACUCGUCUCAAUUGCAGUAGAAAAGUUGAACACCAUCCUCCAGGAUGAGGUGGCUUCAUUGGUGGGUGUCACCAAUGAGAUCGAAAAUCUCUCCAGUACAUUCAUCUCAAUUCAAGCUCUGCUUGAAGAUGCUGAAUCUCGGCGCGUGAAGGACAGAUCGGUGAUGAUUUGGUUGCAGAAGCUCAAAGAUGUGGCAUACGAUGUGGACGACAUACUAGAUGAGUGGAUGACAGAAUCUCUCAAAUCACAAGCACCUGAUGAAGGUGAUGGGUCCUGUUUCAGCAAGAAGAAUGUAAGAAGCUUCCUCUCACCCGUUGCUUGCUUCAAUCAUGUCAUAUUACGCCACAAAAUUGGGAGUAGGAUAAAGCAGGCACAGAAAAGAUUAGCUUAUAUUGGUGGAGAGAAGAAUCAAUUGGGUCUUAGAGUAGAUAGUGGAGAGAGGGAGAGGGUGGAUGGUGAAGUGAGGCGGGCUGAGAUCAGAGAGCGAGAGACAGGCUCCCUAAUCGAUCGACCGUCAAUUGUAGGCAGAGAAGAUGACAAAAAUAGAGUCGUAGACUUGUUACUGGAGGAGAGUAGUGAAGGAGUAAAUUAUCAGGUGCCUUUUGUCAUUUCUAUCGUUGGAAUGGGGGGUGUGGGCAAGACCACCAUUGCUCAGCUCACCUACAAUGAUGAGAGGAUCCAGAGGCAUUUCCACAUGAAAAUGUGGGUGUGUGUUUCAGAAGAUUUUGAUGUGAAGAGGAUUACAAAAUCAAGCAUAGAAUCUGCAACUGGGACUGGUUGUGAGUCAUUAGACUUGGCCCCAUUGCAGGAUCGCCUCCGAUGUAUGCUGCACUCAAAACGAUUCUUACUUGUGCUUGAUGACGUUUGGAGCAAUGACCGCGAGAUGUGGGACAAGCUGAUACUUCCUUUCCAAGAUGGUGCACCAGGGAGUCGUAUCAUUGUAACCACUCGUAGAGAAGAUGUUGCAUUAGCGAUGGGAAGGGCUCACAUACACAAGCUGGCUGUCUUAUCCGAUGACGAUUGCUGGUUAGUGUUCCGGCGCAGAGCACUUGAGCAUCAGAAUGCAGAAGAGCAUUCAGAGUUGGAAGCGAUUGGAAAGGAAAUCGUAAAGAAGUGUGGAGGACUGCCUCUCGCAGCAAAGACGAUAGGGAGUGCCAUGUGCUUGAGAAGGACAAGAAGGGAGUGGGAGCUUGUCUUGCAAAGCGACAUAUGGAAUUCACAUGAUGUCUUAAAAGGCGUUUUACCAGCUUUGUUACUCAGCUACCAUGACUUGCCUCCUGCUUUGAAGCAAUGCUUUGCUUAUUUCUCCAUCUUCCCGAAAGAUUGGCAGAUAGAGAAGGAUAUGAUAGUCAAGUUAUGGGUGGCACAAGGUUUCAUCCGCUCCGACGGAAGUAGAGAUAUCGAAGAAAUUGGUGGGCUGUAUUUUGAUGAUUUACUAAGACGCUCGUUGCUUCAAGAUGCAGAACUGGACGAUGACAAGAACAUAGUCAAGUGCAAGAUGCAUGAUUUAGUUCAUGAUCUUGCGCAAUCUGUUGCAGGUAGUGACUGUUCACUGGAGGAUAUCAGAGAGCAAGCCUCGCUGAACCUAAGCAAUGUCCGCCAUUCUGUUUUAGUUGUCAGUGAUGAAGAUGGUGCUAAAGUGGCUUCCAUUUGGGCCACCUUGUAUAAGGCUAACAAGUUGCGGACGUUGCUAUGUGACUCAACAUUCUCUAGGGUGCCAAACAAUUUAUUUCAUCAUUUCAGACACCUUAGGGCAUUGGACUUGAAUCACACUGGCAUUAUGAAAUUGCCUGGAACAGUAGGGAAAUUGAAGCAGUUGAGAUAUCUUGAUUUAUCUUGGACAAGCAUAGAGGAGUUGCCUGAGGAGGUGAGUAAUUGUGGAAAUUUACAGACCUUGAUACUCAAUUACUGUUUUAAGCUAAAAAAACUGCCUAGAGGGCUGAGAAAAAUGAUUAACCUGAGACAUCUAGAAUUAGAAAAUACCCACGAGCUGAUGUACUUACCGCAGGGCAUGGGGAGCCUAAGUAGCCUUCGGAUGUUAACAAAGUUGAUUGUGGAGGGUGGCAUGGAAGGAUGUAAAUGGGGAGAACUGAAACAACUGAUGAAUCAUCUUCAAGGAAAACUCCAAGUUAUUGGGUUGGAAAAAGUGAGCAGGGCCGAAGCUACGGAGGCAGAACUGUAUAAGAAGCAGAAGCUUUAUGCUAUAUCCUAUGAAUACAGAGGUGAUGAAGCGUUGGAUGAUGAUGAGGUGAAGAAAAUGGAGGACGUGCUUGAAAUCCUUCAGCCACACACAAACUUGAAAGAGUUAGAAAUAAAAGAUUACAAAGGUUGGAAGCUUCCCAAGUGGAUAGAGGAUCCAGUGUUCUCCAAUCUAGUGAAGGUGAUGCUCUCGUGUUGUAACAAGUGCAAACAAUUGCCAGGUCUUGGGAAACUACCUUCCCUUAAAUUCCUUUCUAUUUAUAGAAUGGAAGAGGUGAGAAAGGUGGGUGGUGAGUUUAGUGGGGAUGAUAAUAAUGAUGGAAGUGGUGGUGAUGGUGUUGUGUCAUUCCCAAAGCUCCAUACUCUCGGCUUCUCCAACAUGCAAAAUUGGGAGGAGUGGGAAUUGAGAGGUGGAGAUGAUGGAGAGUGUACGCCAUCACUCCUGGAAUUACAAAUGGAUGAAUGUCCAAAGCUGAAGGAGUUUCCAAGCAACCUUCCACCGCUCCUACAGAAGCUGAGUUUAAGCAUAGGUAAUGAUGGGUUGCCAUCGGGUGGGCCCUUACCCAUCCUCCCCAACCUUAACCAUUUGGUGAUUUGGGGAUGUUCUGAGCUGACAUCGUUCCCUUGUGGUUGGUUGGGGCAACUCAAAGCCCUCCAAACUCUGGAGAUCUGGUUUUGUUCUAAUUUAAGGUCUCUACCAGAGGAGUUUCAACACUUCACCAUGCUUCAAAAAUUAAAGAUAUGGAGGUCUCCACUCUUAGAAGAGCGCUGUCGAGAAGGAGGAGAAGAUCGGUACAAGAUUGCCCACAUCCCCAAUAUCAGCUUUGAUUAUUAGGCAUUACGAUGAUCGGGCCCAAGAAGAGGAAAUCAACGAACAGCUUUUCAUUUGC